Cryptosporidium ubiquitum is the source of this 780-nucleotide messenger RNA. RefSeq lists its product as uncharacterized. The transcript has a single exon. Bases 1 to 780 code for a protein of 259 amino acids. NCBI's taxonomy places the organism in Eukaryota, Apicomplexa, Conoidasida, Eucoccidiorida, Cryptosporidiidae. The record is from RefSeq and is a predicted model, not a curated record.
AUGAUGAUUGCUAAUAAUAACAAUAACAAUACAGAAGUCUGUGAUUUCUAUAACGAUCCAAAAAGAAAAGAAAGGGAAAAUGAAUAUAUUAAUAAAGAAACAUUUCCAACACUUGAUCUUUCUAUAGAAGGUAUCCAAGAAAGUAUUUCCAAAGUUUGGAAAGAGUGUCAACAAGGGCAAGAACUUUUAGAGGAAAUUGACCGUAUUCUUGCUGUUUUGUACUCAAAAAUCUCAGCUUUCUCAUCUUCAAAUAAUCUUUGCUUUUCAAUACAAUCGGUUUCUGAGUUGGAUUCUCUGGCUAAAGAAUACGAAAUUAAGAGAACCCUUAUAUAUGAAACUUUGAAUAAGAAAGUGAAUUUAAAGAACGAGCUUGAAUUGUUAUAUCUAGACUUUAUAAAUAAACAGCUACAUAAUCCAUCAGAACAUAUACAAGAGGCUAAGAAACCGUUCCUUUAUCCACAGUUUCCAGACUCUUUUGCAUCUAAUAUAUCUCAAAAAUCUCCAAACUCCUGUUCAGACUGGAGUAUGAUUAAUGAAAUAGAGCAGAAUGCACAUUCUAGUAGUAGUUUUGACAGCUUUGAGAAUUAUAGUGAAGACGACCAAGACAAUGAGUCAAUGAUACUAGAUAUGAGCGCCCCAGGAAGUUAUUCCACAAACUUUGAAUACAUUCAGCAAACCCAGGAAGACAGACUUGAACAGAGCGAGUAUGAGCUUCUAUACGAUUUGGAAUUUGAACAAGAGGGAGAGAGCGAUAAUAAUCCUCCCUCCAUGCUUCAAUAA